Molecule: messenger RNA, 1203 nt
Organism: Canis lupus familiaris (dog)
Lineage: Eukaryota; Metazoa; Chordata; Mammalia; Carnivora; Canidae
Gene: PRSS55
Product: serine protease 55
Exons: 6
Coding region: 329-1174 (281 amino acids)
Biological process (GO): proteolysis
Molecular function (GO): serine-type endopeptidase activity
Source: RefSeq, a predicted model, not a curated record
UUUCCCUCAAUCCUGGCCUCCAUCACCUCCUAGGCAAACAUCAAAGCCAAGGGCCAUGCUUCUGUUAUCAAUUCUGCUGCUCAUGUCUCAAGCCAAGGGCGUACAUGUUGGUAUGUGGACUCCUCUUCCAGUGGCCAGAGCAGCUCUCCCAGAUUCUUCCCUUGAUAAUUUCCCAGCAGUAGAACCACUGAGUCAGAGGAUUGUUCAUCACUAUUGAGUGUCCCUUCCACGCCAUCUAUGAUGCUGUCAUUCUAUUAACAACAAGACAGAGUGUGGUAAAAGACCCAUUUUUGAGGGAGGAUCUCAGUAUUCCAGAAUCAUAGGGGGGAUGGAGGCUGAGGUGGGUGAGUUUCCAUGGCAGGUGAGUAUUCAGGCAAGAAAUGAACAUUUCUGUGGUGGCGCAAUCAUCAACAAGUGGUGGAUUGUCACUGCUGCUCACUGUUUAAUUUCUGAAGAGCUACUUCCAACAGACUUGAGUGUUGUGUUGGGAAGCAAUGACUUAAGCAGCCCAUCCCUGGAUAUAAAGGAGGUUGCCAGCAUAGUUCUUCACAAGGACUUUCAAAAAGUCAACAUGGACAAUGAUAUUGCCUUGCUGCUGUUGGCCUCGCCUAUCACAUUCAAUGGACAGAUGGAGCCUAUCUGCAUACCCAGGAAGCCCACCCCCUCCACAUGGCACAAAUGCUGGGUGGCAGGAUGGGGUCAGACUAAUAGCGAUGACAAAUACUCUAUGAAAAUUGAGCUGAUGAAAGUGCCAAUGAUCAUCACGGAUUGGGAAAAAUGUUUAAAGGCGUUUCCAAAACUUACCAAGAAUAUGCUGUGUGCUGGAUAUGAGAAUGAGAGCUUUGAUGCUUGCCAGGGUGACAGCGGGGGGCCUCUGGCCUGCACCACAGAGUCUGACAAGACCUGGUACCUGGUAGGCAUUAUCAGCUGGGGCAAGAGCUGUGGACGGAAGAACACACCAGGGAUAUACACUUUGUUAGAAAAUUACACCCUUUGGAUCAAGAAGGUGACUGAGAUGGAGGGAAGACCUUUUAAUGCUGAGGAAAUGAGAGGUUCUCCCAAUAGGAAACAAAUGAGGUCCCAUGCAGCAGAAUUUCCAGAGCCAGGAAGCCGCAGAUUCUGGCUUCUGAUUUCACUUCUGCCCUACAUGUUACUCUGGGCCAUUUUCUACUGAUAAUAAAGCAGAUGCUAUUCCUUAACCAA